UUCAAGAAUGCCGAGAACUAAUUCGCGGGAAAAGCGAAGAAGAAAUCCGCAUUUGGAGAUUGUAAGGUUAGUGAACUUUUUUCGUGUCGAGCUGGUGAUACUAUACUAAUGAGUUUAUCACGUUUUUUUUGCUGAAUUACUUGUGAAAAAGUAUACAGACGAUUUUGAGAGUGUCAAAAUGUUGAGAUUUAUUGAUCCAAGUUGCUGCAAAUUUUCAGAUGAACCCUUUCUUAGAAGAUGCGGCAUUAAUUGUUCAUCAUGUUUCGUUAUGGUUUUCUUUUUCAGAACUUUGAACAAUGGCAGAAAAACCAGAAGAUUUGAAUCUUCCCAACGCAGUUAUUUCACGCCUUGCUAAAGAUGCACUCCCUGAAAAUGUUAACAUAUCCAAAGAAGCCAGAACUGCCAUAGGAAAAGCUGCCAGUGUUUUUGUUCUUUAUGCUACCUCAUGUGCUAACAACUUUACACAAAAGCAGAAUAGGAAGACAUUAACUGCACCUGACGUCUUUGAAGCUUUAGAGGAAAUGGAAUUUGAGCAUUUCAUUAAACCUCUUAAAGAAAGCCUAGCUUUGUUCAGAAAGGAACAAAAAGGUAAAAAAGAAGCAGCUGCUGAAUCAAAACGAAAGAAGAGUGAUAUUGCAUCUGAACCAGAACCAGAAUCAAAACGUCAAAAAAUAGAAUCUGAGGACAAGGAAAAAUCGAAAGAAAUUAAAACAGGAGAAGCCCAUGAAGAUACAGAAAAUGAAGAAAAGCCUUAAGCAGUAUUGAUCUUAUAAGAGAGAUAAAAAAAAAAAAAAA
Molecule: messenger RNA, 795 nt
Organism: Stylophora pistillata
Lineage: Eukaryota; Metazoa; Cnidaria; Anthozoa; Scleractinia; Pocilloporidae
Product: DNA polymerase epsilon subunit 3
Biological process (GO): DNA damage response; leading strand elongation; heterochromatin formation
Cellular component (GO): epsilon DNA polymerase complex; CHRAC
Molecular function (GO): chromatin DNA binding; protein heterodimerization activity
Source: RefSeq, a predicted model, not a curated record